Molecule: messenger RNA, 3213 nt
Organism: Toxotes jaculatrix (banded archerfish)
Lineage: Eukaryota; Metazoa; Chordata; Actinopteri; Toxotidae
Gene: tp53i13
Product: tumor protein p53 inducible protein 13
Exons: 9
Coding region: 362-2320 (652 amino acids)
Cellular component (GO): cytoplasm
Source: RefSeq, a predicted model, not a curated record
GUGGUACAGUUGUUAUGGGAGUCAGUGACACUUUCUUUUACCUUGUUCUGCUUUAAGUAACUGUGUCCAUCUCAUUAUUAUUGUACUUUAUAAUGUAGAACAGCAAGCCAACGUUGGCUUAACCUGAAGAGGACGGCGAACACACGGCCCCGUGCGGCGGCGGUUACCUUUUUAACCGUCAUUCGCACGUCUCACCCGCUCCUCUGUUAUGGGACUUUGCCAAAUAAAUAUUGUCCUGAGAUUAUGAAAGGUCAGUUCUUUAUCAGCCGAUCUGUAGCUAGUGGACCAAAGGUAAGCUAUGACGACUAGCUAGCGUUAAAUGUGGGUCCCUUCACACUUUAAUGACUGACUGGUUGUCACCAUGCCGUGCCAAACGACGUCCCCGCCGCUGACAGUGACGGUCCUGGCCGCGCUGUGGGUCAGUUUGGGUCGGUGCGGUGUCUCCGAGUCUCCCGGGCCAGGAUGUGACAAUGGAAAGCUCUCUUUGGACAUGGACCUGCCUGCUGAUGCUGGUUAUUGGGACUGUUCAGUGUCUACCUGGCCAGAGUCUACUCAGAGACAUCCCAGUAUUGACACAGUGUAUGAUCUCGAGCCAGCCAGGCAGAUCUGUAUGGAUGAACCUAUCUCCUACAGUCACACCAUUCCCAACAGUGGAGCGUACAGACCUGUAAGGGCAGAAAGUGGAGAGUACUUGUACUGUCCUCCUCAGCGGUGGCUCAGUAACUUGCACCAUGGAGCUACUGUUUUGCUCUACCACCCCUGUGCUCCUCUCCACGAGCGUCUCCUGCUGUCUGUCCUGGCCCGCUCCUGUUUGUCGGACUACAUCGUCACCCCUCAUCCACAGCUCAGUAAACACAUGCCAGUAGCUUUGGUGUCCUGGGGUCGCACUUUGGAGCUGCCUACUGUGGCCUCUUCAGACGUCUGUGAUUGGCUGGAGACCACUACAACCACAAGAAAUAAGUUCAGAGGUGCGAACCACAUCAGAAAAUACAACCUGCUGUUGACCUGGCCAGCUAAGCAGCACGGACUGCAGCACACACAUCCAGAGGAGCGUUCAACAGAAAUUAAGGAGUCUCUGAGGCAAUGCUGUGAGCAGACGGUCUCUUCUCUGCUGAAUGAGGCAAUGGGGGCAGAGCUGGAGUCCACGAUGAAGAAGGAGAGCUUGAAAAAAAUGGAAAAGGGAGGGAAAAGCAGACAGAUAAGAGCUGCCAUCAGAGAAACACAGGAGGACGCUAAGGAUAAGAAGGAGAGAGACAAUACAAUACACGCUGCCGCCUAUUUGGCCAACCACACCAAUAAAACCAUCCUCAGGAGGACACUGGGACCAUCAGCUGAUUCUCCUCCAAUGAACAGCACACUGUCAGAUCAUUCUGGUCCAAGGGAAGCUCAAUCCAAGAUCCAAAAUCUGAAUCAGAGCCUUACACCCAGGCCUGUAACUCCUUUGGGGUCAAAUAUGUCUACACUUAGAAGUGAUUCUUCAGAAUUGAGGUCUUCUGAGUCCCAGAAAAGCUGGCUAACAGUACAGCCAGCAACACUGCAGCUCAGCCCUAAACACACAGACCCCAAAAACAAAAACCCUUCAGCGGACGUGGAUGUUCUUGCAGAUCAUAACCACACUGCAAGGCCUGUAGCCGUGGCCUUCAGUUCCAAAAACAAAGGUACUGAGUCAGCCAAACCGGGAGACAAAGACUCUGCUAAACACAGCAUAAAAGAGAACAGCUCUAAAGAGAAAAACUAUGAUAAAGUUAUCACAGCAGAUGGCAAGAUGAAGGAUAAUGAGGUAGUAGAUGUAAAAGAAAGGGAGUUGGAGCAUAAACAAACACAGAGUGCCACACACUCUCACCACAAAAGUGAAAACAGUGGCUUUGAUUCUGUUUCCAAAUCCCAAUCAGAGUCUCCACCCCAGCCACAACAACACCCACACCCACAGUCAGCUAUUUACCUGCCCAACAGCCAAGACUGUGACAGCUGCAAGUCAGGCAAACACUGUGACUGCACCAAGGCCUCAGCAGCCGAGGCCCGAGCCGCCAUUGUGAAUAAGGGGUUGCCGAGGACCCCCAGGACGGAUGAGGCGGUGUGGGCGGCAGCGGCGCUGGGCUUCCUGCUGAUUCUCCUGACGCUGUCCGUGCUUCACACUCGCCUGUACCGGCACUGGAGAACCACGCCCAGCCUUUACUGGCAUGACCCACGCCAGGACUAUGACAGUGUGGCAGAUGUGAUCCGCAGGAGGUUGCGAAUUGCAAAGAGGAGGAGGAAAAGGGGCCGAAGACAGGAGUGUGUUCUCCUGCCGAGCUCAUCCAGCUCCGAUGAUCUUCCAUAGAAAACAUCCCCAAGAAUGCCAAGAAUGAGCCCCAGUCUCAUGCCUGUAGAGGAGGUGAAGAGUGGACUUUCUCCAGAGCAGAAGAGGUGAUGUGUUGAAUAUACAUGGACCCGUCUUGUACAUAGUAUGCUGUUUAUCCGACAGGGCUGGACUGGACCACCCUUAUCAAAAGGGCAGACGUGCUGCUGGAUAACCUAAAAGCAGAAGAUGAAAUGAAAGAGUUUUUGACCACCCAAAAGGAGUGCUGUGUUAUGAACAGCCAGAUCACAGAAAUUAUGUAUACAUGGAGACUGGUAUAGAUUUAACCUAAACUCAGUUUUUCAAAAGUACAAAUAACAACUAAUAAAGAAGAUUUACAAAAGAAUCAAACCCUAUAAACUUUACAUCAAGGAGUCCAAGAGAAGCCCCCAGGUUUUAUUUAGUGCACCACAAUUGUUAUAUAUUUGAACAGCUUCUUUCAUUACAUCUGUCUGAUCAUAGUCUCCUACACAGUGCUCAGUUAAUAGGGCCCCAUUUUCUACGCUCUGUGUAUUACAAUCAAUAUUCAUUUUCCAGCUCUGGCCUUGUCAGUUUUUCUAUUUUUUUUUUUUUACAUUUUUUGUCACAUUUUGUCUUUAUUUUGUUUUUAUAAGUAGAAGUAUGGUAAUAUGUUGCUUUUACCUGUAAAAGUUUAGUAUGUGAAAAUGUAAGUUGCUGUUCUAAGCAACGCUGUGUUGUCAGUGAAUGGUACGCACAUGUGAAUCGCUGUAUUGUAAAGACGUUUUUAGGCAGUCUAUAGAGAAGAAUUCACAUAGACAAUAAAUUCCUUGACGGAAGUAUUGAGUGUGUGAACUCCUGUUUGAUGUUUUCUCGAAUAACACUUGGGGACUUGGGGAGCAAGGGGCAAGUCAAAU